Lampris incognitus (smalleye Pacific opah) is the source of this 2393-nucleotide messenger RNA. RefSeq names its product synapse-associated protein 1-like. Gene Ontology annotation, cellular component: synapse; cytoplasm. The coding region runs from base 17 to 1090 and encodes 357 amino acids. Lineage: Eukaryota; Metazoa; Chordata; Actinopteri; Lampriformes; Lampridae. The transcript is spliced from 9 exons. The record is from RefSeq and is a predicted model, not a curated record.
GACAUUUACCUUUAAAAUGUUGCAGAGCUGGGGGACGUGGCUUGGUUUAGAGAACGAAAACGGUCCGAUUACACGGGAAAUAAAUUCCGCGACUAACGCCACAGAGGACAAAACUUGUGACAUAAACAAACAGGUUGCCGCUGGAAGUGUUGGCGAACAAAGUGCUCCACAACCUCGGGUUCUGCAAACAGCCAAAGGUUUCAGUGGUUAUGUUUAUAAUUUUGCAGCUAGUGCGUCAAAGAAAAUAUCCGCAUCCGUCGCUGAGACUGCUCAAACCUUUAAGAAAAGCGUGGAGGAAGGGAAGAUUGAUGGACUCCUUGAUAAGACCAUUUUGGGGGAUUUCCAGAAAGAGCAGGAGAAGUUUGUUCAAGAGAAAAAUGCAAAACGAAUUGAUGCUGCUGUGCCACCAUGGGUUGGCCAUAACGAAGAAGAGACCAUACAGCAACAGAUUUUAGCUCUAUCAGCUGACAAAAGAAAUUUUUUGCGAGACCCGCCUGCCGGUGUGCAGUUCCACUUUGACUUUGAGCAAAUGUACCCAGUGGCCCUGGUAAUGUUGGAGGAAGAUGAGCUCCUCAGCAGGAUGCGCUUCCAUUUAGUUCCCAAACAGGUAAAAGAAGAAACCUUUUGGAAAAAUUAUUUCUACCGUGUGUCCCUGAUAAAACAAUCAGCUCAGCUCACUGUUCUUGCAGCACAACAACAGGCUGCUGAGAAAAGUGUGAGAGAGAAAAAUACUUCCAGUCUUGAUGAUGAUCAGCAAACAGAAAUAAGACAGAAAAUCCCACCAAUCAUCAUCGGUGCCAAAGCUGAGCCUGGUGAGGAUACAGAGGCGAUCUCAACCAGUCCAGGUGUGACUGAAUUUGUGAGUGAUGCCUUUGAUUCAUGCAACAUAAACCAGGAGGACCUACGCAGGGAAAUGGAGCAACUGGUGCUGGAAGCGCAGGGCAUUGCUAAUACAGAGGAGGAGGAGAUUCCAGACUGGGAGAGGGAGUUGCAGCAAGAGCUUCAGGAGUAUGAGGUUGUGGCUGACAGUGAGAACCGUGAUGAAAACUUGGACAAAGAGAUUGAAGAAUUGCUACUGGAGGACAGCUAGAUCCCCGCUGCAAGACAAACCCCUUCAGCCUUAACUCUUGAAGGACAUCAAAGAAGGUUGGAUCAGUUCAUCUGGAUACGUUUAUUGGUAGAUACGUUUCAUCAUUAUCUCUCAAUAAAUGUUGUAUCCAGAUGAACUGAUUGAACCUUCUUUGAUUAGCUUAACUGGAUUAUUGAGCAUGCAUCAAGACGUCUUGAAAGACAUGUUUUGUACUGACAUAGAAAAAUAAAAAAAACCCUUCAAAACAGUUUAUAUGCACCUGCUAUAGAGGUGCAUUCCAAUUUUGGCCCGAGAUUUCAGGACUGUCAUAGGGCAAAAAGAGUCAAAGAAUAUUGUGGCUGAAUUUCAUUCAAUUAUGUUGUUUCCCUGCCCCAAGAUACAUCCUAGGUUAAUCUUCAAUACACUUGGAGCAAAAAGGAACAGAAAACUGUCAUGUGUCCUGUGCCACAAAUCUGUAUUUUGUCAAUGAAAGGGCACAUUCUGUUUCAGAAAAAUGCAUCACAAUAAUAAACUCAUUUGGUUGUACAACUCUAGGCAAAGUCUUCACAUCUAUAACCAGUCUCAUGCAUUGGCAGCAGUGCAACUACGUCCUUAACACCAGCAAAUUUGUUCUGUGUCUAGUCUGGUUUUUGCUGCAUUUGGAAUAGUAUGUCAGUAUUAAACUGAUGUUACUGUCUCUUCCAGUUCUUAUCUGGAAUAUUUUGUGUACUAUAGGUCAUUUAUCCUAACACUGAGCCAACUAACUUGUCUUUUAGAAAUGGAAGAUAAUUACUAUCUUUUACCUUUUUUUUUACAUCUGUAGACUUAUACAGAUAUAACUGUUCAAUUUUGCAGAGUAAUGUACUGUAUAUACAUGUCAUGAACCAAAGGAUUUUAGCUACUGCAUAUUUUGUGAACAUAGUUAACUGACUGAACUAAUAGUGUUCAAAGUAAUGAUCUGUAUUUUUUCCUAUUCUAUUGACAUGUAAAUGUCAAUACUAUAUGUGAAGAUUUCCAUAUUCACAAACUGCCUUUUUCUUCUAUUCCAGAUGAUAAAAACAUUGGAUUAAGCCUUUAUCUGUUACUUGUGCAAUCUAAAAUGCAAAUAUUUUCUUUUGCUGAUGUCCUAUUUCAGGUUUGUGUGUGUGUAAAUAAGUACACUCAUGGGUUGUGUGGUACGAUGUCAAAGAAAAAAAUAAGUUGUGUAACAGACUAUCCUAUUAGAAGAGCCUAUAACUUCUCAGUACUGCUGUGUCACGAUGCUGUUUUAUUUCUCGUUAAAAAUCUUGGGUUACAAAAUAAACGAUGCCUUUUGGAAAUAUGU